This is a messenger RNA of Gracilinanus agilis (Agile Gracile Mouse Opossum), 2897 nucleotides long. It is a transcript of the gene PRKAA1, whose product is annotated as protein kinase AMP-activated catalytic subunit alpha 1. Gene Ontology annotation, molecular function: AMP-activated protein kinase activity; ATP binding. The record is from RefSeq and is a predicted model, not a curated record. The transcript has 11 exons. Bases 1 to 1725 code for a protein of 574 amino acids. Lineage: Eukaryota; Metazoa; Chordata; Mammalia; Didelphimorphia; Didelphidae. Gene Ontology annotation, biological process: intracellular signal transduction; protein phosphorylation. Gene Ontology annotation, cellular component: cytoplasm.
AUGCGCAGGCUCAGUUCCUGGAGGAAGAUGGCGGCAGCGGAGAAGCAGAAACACGACGGGCGGGUGAAGAUCGGCCACUACAUCCUGGGAGACACGCUCGGGGUCGGCACCUUCGGCAAAGUGAAGGUUGGCAAGCAUGAGUUGACUGGGCACAAAGUUGCUGUGAAGAUCUUGAAUCGACAGAAAAUUCGAAGCCUUGAUGUGGUAGGGAAAAUUCGCAGAGAAAUUCAGAACCUCAAGCUUUUCAGACAUCCUCAUAUCAUCAAGCUGUAUCAGGUCAUUAGUACACCAUCUGACAUUUUCAUGGUAAUGGAAUAUGUGUCCGGAGGAGAGCUGUUUGAUUAUAUUUGUAAAAAUGGAAGGUCAAGUGACUUGCCCAGGGUCACACAGCUGGGAAGUUCUCUGGAGCUGGAUGAAAAAGAGAGUCGGCGUUUAUUCCAACAAAUCCUUUCUGGUGUGGAUUAUUGUCAUCGACACAUGGUUGUCCAUAGAGAUUUGAAACCUGAAAAUGUAUUGCUUGAUGCACAUAUGAAUGCAAAGAUAGCUGAUUUUGGUCUUUCAAAUAUGAUGUCAGAUGGCGAAUUUUUAAGAACAAGCUGUGGCUCUCCCAACUAUGCUGCACCAGAAGUAAUUUCAGGAAGGUUGUAUGCAGGUCCAGAGGUAGAUAUUUGGAGUAGUGGUGUUAUUCUCUAUGCUUUAUUAUGUGGCACCCUUCCUUUUGAUGAUGAUCAUGUGCCAACCCUUUUUAAGAAGAUAUGUGAUGGGAUCUUUUAUACCCCUCAGUACUUGAAUCCUUCUGUGAUUAGCCUUCUGAAACAUAUGCUGCAGGUGGAUCCUAUGAAGAGAGCCACAAUCAAAGACAUCAGGGAACAUGAGUGGUUUAAACAAGACCUUCCAAAGUAUCUCUUUCCUGAGGAUCCAUCAUAUAGUUCAACCAUGAUUGAUGACGAGGCCUUAAAAGAAGUAUGUGAAAAAUUUGAAUGUACAGAAGAAGAGGUUCUCAGCUGUCUAUAUAGCAGAAACCACCAGGACCCUUUGGCAGUUGCUUAUCACCUCAUAAUAGAUAACAGAAGAAUAAUGAACGAGGCCAAAGAUUUCUACUUGGCUACAAGCCCACCAGAUUCUUUCUUAGAUGAUCACCAUUUUUCUCGUCCACAUCCUGAAAGAGUGCCAUUCUUGGUUGCUGAAACACCAAGGUCACGCCAUACAUUGGAUGAAUUGAAUCCUCAAAAAUCCAAACACCAAGGUGUUAGGAGGGCAAAAUGGCAUUUGGGAAUUCGAAGUCAAAGUCGACCAAAUGAUAUCAUGGCAGAAGUUUGUCGCUCAAUUAAACAACUGGAUUAUGAAUGGAAGGUUGUAAACCCUUACUAUUUGCGUGUUCGAAGGAAGAAUCCUGUGACAAGCACAUACUCAAAAAUGAGUCUACAGUUAUACCAGGUGGACAGUAGGACUUACUUACUGGACUUCCGAAGCAUUGAUGAUGAAAUUACCGAAGCCAAAUCUGGAACAACUACUCCUCAAAGAUCGGGUUCUGUGAGCAAUUAUCGAUCUUGCCAAAAGAAUGAUUCAGAUGCUGAAGCCCAAGGAAGAUCUUCAGAUGUUUCCCUUACCUCAUCAGUUACUUCACUUGACUCUUCAACAGUUGACUUAACCCCAAGGCCAGGAAGUCACACAAUAGAGUUUUUUGAGAUGUGUGCAAAUCUUAUUAAAAUUCUUGCACAAUAAACAUAAAUGUUUGCUUAUUUCUUUCAUAGCAAUAAGCAUGCAGAAAUCAUAGCCAAAUGCUUCCAUUUGUAAUCAAGUUAUAAUUAUGACCCUGAGAAGAAUAGCCCAUUCUGAAUGCAGUUUGCACAGAGAUUGGAAAGUGAUUAAUAGUUCAAUGGCUAACGUGCAGAAGUUAAUUGUGAUUAUUUUGUUCAUUCUUCCACAGGUAUAGGGUAUAUAAUACAAAAGACACAAUGAAUUCUAGAUCUCUUAAGCUCACUAGUUUUGGAUAUUUUACUGCACACUGAGCUUUGUAGAAUAUUACUGUUUUACCUCAAAGGCCUUUAUAUUUUUCUUAUUUUUUGUUAAAUUUGCUUCAAAAUGUAAAUCAAUAAAUACUUGCUUACUGGUCCCUAGAAAACUAAAGAAGUGAUUGUUUUUCAACUCCUUUAAAUUGCUUGUCCUUUAAGUAAUUAUCCAGCCAUUUUAACAUUCUGAAUGACUAUCCUUUUCAGUACCUUAUAAUAUAACUGAAAAUUGUUACUUCAAAGACAUAAAAUGCACUCAUUUUAGUCCAGGUUGAGAAGUCCAAGCACAGAUAGUACUUCAGCAUUCAGAUACUCAUGGCACUGAAUUUAUUCUAAUAGUAAGUGCUAAUACUUUCUAUAUAUAAGUUGCUUUUUCAGUCAUAAGGGAUGACUUGGCAUACACUGUAAAUAAGACAUUGGGCAGUGCUCUCCAAUUUUAAAAAUACCCUAUUUACCUUUUAUAAUUAUUUUGACAAUUCAUUAUUAAAUUAAGCAUGAGUCUUUAACCAACUGAUUAUGUAUCUGUUUUAAAUUGACAAUGCAGAUAACAUCUACCCAGAGUAUUUAAGUGCUCAGAUAUUUAGGGUUUUAUUUCUCUGAUAAAAUUUAUCUCGAAAAAAAUCAAGUUUUCUGAAGGAUCUUAUUUCUGAAACUAGUUCCAUGUUUUCAUUAAUUAAAAAAAUAGCAUUAUAUGAACUGAAGAAAAUGCUAAUCCACCUCAAGAUCUGAUUUUUAGAAACCUGUUUCUAUAGCUGGAAGAAUUCAUUUUUUUUUUAAUAAUGGUGUCAUAUAGCUAUGGUAAAUACAAACUUAAAGCCAUUUUAGAGGAAUUUGAUAUCAUGUGUAUGCUAAUAAAUAAAUGCUGAAUCUAAUAUUCUUGCCUUA